UCUCUCUCUCUCUCUCUCUCUCUACUUUUUCUUUCUUUUCUUUACUAAUCUAUCACUUUCUCUACCAAAAAUUCAAUCUUUUUGAUAUAUAAUUUAUCUUCGUUGUGCAAAUUUUUAAUGGAAACCUCUUCAAGCUUGGAAUUGACAAUAUCCAUGCCCGGCGUCUCUUCAUCUCCUCCUCUUUCUUCAUUUGUGAGGGAUUUGGACAUAAACCAAGUACCAUCAGGUGAAGGAGAAGAGGAAUGGAUCACGGCAGGAAUGGAAGACGAAGAGGAAAUCGGUGGCGUUAACGGAGGAGGAGGAGGCCAACCUCGCAAGAAGCUCCGUCUCACAAAGGAACAAUCUCGUCUUCUAGAAGAGAGUUUCAGACACAACCACACCUUAAACCCUAGACAGAAGGAUGCGUUAGCUUUGCAGUUGAAACUGAGGCCAAGGCAAGUGGAGGUGUGGUUUCAAAACCGUAGAGCCAGGAGCAAGUUGAGGCAGACAGAGAUGGAGUGCGAGUUCUUGAAGAGAUGGUUCGGGUCGCUGAAGGAGCAGAAUCGGAGGCUACGAAAGGAGGUGGAGGAGCUGAGGGCCAUGAAGGUGGCUCCACCAACAGUGAUGUCCCCCCACAGUUGCGAGCCACUACCAGUAUCCACACUCACAAUGUGCCCUCGCUGCGAGCGCGUGACAUCCGCCGCGGUGGACAAGGGCCCAACCACGACUGUCACGACCGGCGACUCGACCCACAUAAUUGCGGCCACCUUGUCUUCUAAACUGCGUGCACCAACCCUCCCUUCGCGACAAUCUUAUGCGGCUUGUCAAUAAUCAGGAUUGGGCAAGUCAAGUAAGUACAAAUAACUUUAAAUUAAUUAGAAUACGUAAUUAAUGUUUCUAAUAAUUUACUCACACAUGGAUAUGGAGAUUGGUACUAAUUACUAGUUAGGUAUCCAUUUUAUAAUGUUAAUUGUUAUAUGGGAUAUUUCAACGUAAUUGGCAGCUGAUUUUCCAUUCAUAUUUUA
Tripterygium wilfordii is the source of this 1004-nucleotide messenger RNA. RefSeq names its product homeobox-leucine zipper protein HOX3-like. Gene Ontology annotation, molecular function: DNA-binding transcription factor activity, RNA polymerase II-specific; sequence-specific DNA binding. The record is from RefSeq and is a predicted model, not a curated record. Bases 118 to 810 code for a protein of 230 amino acids. Gene Ontology annotation, biological process: regulation of DNA-templated transcription. The transcript has 4 exons. NCBI's taxonomy places the organism in Eukaryota, Viridiplantae, Streptophyta, Magnoliopsida, Celastrales, Celastraceae.